AUGUUUCUCCAUUCUGGCGCAAGCCUGCAUGGGCACGAAUACUCCAACAAGACCGCUACCAGCGGCAACCAGCCUGCGCGCAGGCAUAUUCUCCUACGCUCAUCAUUAGGCGCAUCGCCGCUUCAGCGAUCAUCAUUUUCAACUGACGAGACCGAGACGCCAACACAACGUGUCAACCGACGCCUUUCAUUACAAGAGCCCGCCUCCGCUGCCCGCCCCGUGCGGAGAAUCCGACCGGUAUCUGAUUUCGUCCAAAGAAAGGACCUCGUCGUACGUUUCGAGGAAGAACCUACCGUUGUAGGUGACGAAACACAUGGCCUGGAUGGCGUGAGCGAAGACGAAGGCAGCCUAGUAUCGGAGAUUAGCGAUACAAGUACUAGACGCUUCGUUUCCAUCCGGCCGCGACUUCUCCUACAGCUGCAGCAACUAUCGAACGACAAGCGGCCCAUGCCCGCCAUCGAUGUCGUCCCCUCGAGCAUGAUUGCUGGGACAGUGAUCCUUCCCCGCCUCGCACGACGUUUCCCCAAGAUGUUCAGGGUCAAGGGACAGCUGGGCAUGAAUGGCCUCAUCUUGGCCAAGAGUGAGGAUUACGACAAUAACGCUGACGACUCGGACUCGGACGAGAAAGAUCUCGAUAAGCGCGACUUGGUGGCCGUCAUCUCGCCGGUCUCAUCUCGGAAAGAGGGCGAGCGGAGGGAUUCUGGUGAACAGACAGAGAUUGUUUUGGCGGACGGUUCAGUCUGGACGGCCACUCAGACAAGCAAUGGGUCGUACGAUUUCGUCCACGUUGAUGAAACUGGCCAAACGACAAUUGCGAGAUGGGCCAGACGAAGUGCCCGCCCUCUGUCCACGGCUACAUGCAGCGCGGCAUCGAUCACCGCUCCCUCGGAGUACAAAUUUACUUUCAGCAUCCUCGAUCCACAGCUUCGUCGACACCCCGUCAUGGCAACUUUGACGCCGGCUAACCUCGAAAUCUUGGAUAACUACACCACCGUAUCACAAUCCUCCGGGCGUUAUCCUCCUACACGACCUUUCAGCAUGGACUUGAGCGGCGAUAAGGGUAUUCCAUCGCCGCCAUCAGCAUCCCACGGCGCGACACAACGAGAGACUCACCCUGUGGACGAAGCAACUCGAAUCCUUAUCACCGUAACUUCAGUAUGGGUAUCCCUCCGUCAUGGCCAAGGCUGGGCAUCGUCGGCAGCGUCUCCUGUGCCGGGGACCAUCCGACCCGCACAGUCUCGUACUGUUAGCGGCAGCAGCUGCCAGAGUCGCGCAUCGACCUUUCCUGUGUCAACGAUGGAAAUGAAUCGGAUCUCCUCUCCGCCAUUAGUGCAGCAACAAGUAGUGACUCAGCCCGCAUCAGUUGUGCCCAAGAGGACAUUCUCAUCCGGCGCUGCCUUCAUGCAGCGCCGUCAAACAAAGCUUGGUGGCGAGUCGGUGACCACCGACAAUGCGGCCGAGUCUGAUGAUUUGGGCGGACUCGAAAAAGUGCCCGAGCCUGCGCCUAUCAAGAGGAGUUUCUCCAAAAGGAUACGGGAUUGGGGCCAUCGCUUCACUUCUAGGAAGACAGCAACUGCAUAA
Messenger RNA from Colletotrichum fioriniae, 1581 nucleotides. RefSeq lists its product as uncharacterized. Lineage: Eukaryota; Fungi; Ascomycota; Sordariomycetes; Glomerellales; Glomerellaceae. The record is from RefSeq and is a predicted model, not a curated record.